UUUAAAAAAAUCCUCUCGACCCAAUAACGAAUCUUUUGCUAUAGAGUUAGCUUCGUCAGCUCCAUGUCCAAGGAUCACCAUGAAAAUAUUCUUCAAGAAGCUCUGCAAAAACUUGAAGAACACCAACAAGAAGGAAAAGGAGGAGGUUUGGGAGCGAGGGAAGCUGAUGAAGAAGAAGCAAAGGAAAAAGAAGAGUGCAAAACGCCGACGUCGAGUGAUCACAAAAUACCCAGCAUUCAAAGCUGCCCGCCGACACCGAAGAAGAAAGUGAGAGCAGAUUCUGUCCUCAAGAGGAAGUUAUCGGAGCUACAGUUCUUCGAGACCACGAGAAGGGACGAGGUAGAGUCGUUUUUCCGAUCCAACACUGAGCCAUUUAGUUUCAAGAGGAGAUGUAGAAUUUCUCAUCGUAAUGGAUUAUUAGAUUUUGAGUUGGAUUUUCAAUUCCCGAGGAACAAUCCUGUAAGAAAACUGGCUGGAGAUUCUUUUCCAAGACAUUGCACUGUUGCAGUUGCAAAGGAAGAAGAAGAUAACUGGUGUUUGUGUGGAAAAGUUAAGCCAGAGAAUCAAGCAAUAAGGAUUGUUGUAUUACCUAAAUUGGACUAA
Messenger RNA from Hibiscus syriacus, 603 nucleotides. RefSeq lists its product as uncharacterized. Bases 64 to 603 code for a protein of 179 amino acids. NCBI's taxonomy places the organism in Eukaryota, Viridiplantae, Streptophyta, Magnoliopsida, Malvales, Malvaceae. Gene Ontology annotation, biological process: regulation of DNA endoreduplication. The record is from RefSeq and is a predicted model, not a curated record. The transcript is spliced from 2 exons.